This is a messenger RNA of Hansenula ciferrii, 1089 nucleotides long. Its product is annotated as NAD(P)-dependent alcohol dehydrogenase. Lineage: Eukaryota; Fungi; Ascomycota; Saccharomycetes; Phaffomycetales; Wickerhamomycetaceae. The coding region runs from base 1 to 1089 and encodes 362 amino acids. Gene Ontology annotation, molecular function: zinc ion binding; L-iditol 2-dehydrogenase (NAD+) activity. Gene Ontology annotation, biological process: D-sorbitol catabolic process. The record is from RefSeq and is a predicted model, not a curated record. The transcript has a single exon.
AUGUGUAUUGCCCAUCAUAAUCCAUCUGUUCAAGUGACAGCUGAUCAUAGAAUUGAAAUUAAACAGAAUGAAGUCCCUGAAUUGAAACCUGGUGAAGUUUUAAUUCAUCCAAGAGUUACAGGUAUUUGUGGUAGUGAUAUUCAUCUAUGGAAACAUGGUCAAAUUGGUGAUUUGAAAGUAUUAGAUAACUUGGUUUUAGGUCAUGAAGCUGCUGGUGAAAUUAUUGGUGUUGGUGAUGAAGUCAAAAAUGUUGCAAUUGGUGAUCGUGUUGCAAUUGAACCUGGUAUCCCUUGUAAUGCUUGCUUUUUAUGUCGUCAAGGUGAUUAUAAUCUAUGUCAAGAUGUUAAAUUUAUUGGAAUGUACCCACAUGCUGGUUCUAUGCAAAGAUAUUUGGUUCAUGAUGCAAGAUAUGUCUAUAAGUUACCAGAUAACAUGACUUAUGCUCAAGGUGCUUUGGUUGAACCAGUUUCUGUUGGUUAUCAUGGUGUGGAAAGAGCAAACUUAAUCUUAGGUCAUGGUGUUAUGAUUGCAGGUGCUGGACCAAUUGGUUUAGUUACAUUGUUAUUAGUUAAAGCUGCAGGAUGUACACCAAUUGUUAUUACUGAUUUAAGUGAAGGUAGAUUAGCUUUCGCUAAAAAAUUAGUUCCAGAUGUCAUUACUUACAAGAUUGAUCCAAAAUUAAGUCCUCAAGAAAAUGGUGCUCAAAUUAGAAAAAUAUUUGGUGAUACUGAAUUGGAAGCUCCUUCAAGAAUUUUGGAAUGUACAGGUGUUGAAACAAGUAUAAUUACUUGUGCCUAUGUUGUCAGAAGAUCUGGGUUAUUGAUGAUUAUUGGUGUUGGUAAAGAUACAUUUAAUAACUUCCCAUUCAUGCAAUUAUCUUUUGCUGAAAUUGACUUAAAAUUUAGUAACAGAUAUCAUGAUACCUGGCCAACAGUAAUCAACAUGAUUUCAAAUGGUAUAAUCAAUGUUGAUGAUUUAGUCACUCAUAGAUUUGAAUUGGAAAAAGCAGAUGAGGCAAUUGCCUUAGCAAGUGAUCCACGUAAAGGUAGUAUUAAAGUUUUAAUUGAAGAUAUGCAAUCCAAAUUGUGA